Molecule: messenger RNA, 3435 nt
Organism: Eufriesea mexicana
Lineage: Eukaryota; Metazoa; Arthropoda; Insecta; Hymenoptera; Apidae
Exons: 1
Coding region: 1-3435 (1144 amino acids)
Biological process (GO): G protein-coupled receptor signaling pathway
Cellular component (GO): membrane
Molecular function (GO): G protein-coupled receptor activity
Source: RefSeq, a predicted model, not a curated record
AUGCGGCGGAACAACGAUUGGCUGGCCCUACUGGCCGUUUCAGUGGCGCUGUCGAUUCUGCGGCACAGUUUGGCAGGCGAACGCCAUCCGCUCGAUUAUGAUACCGCCGAGCUGCCAGUUAACGGCAGCAGAACCGUUUACGAGAGUCGCGAAUCUACCGAACCAUCUGUGAACUCGCCGAACCGACCAAACACUCCGUUUCCCAGAGAAAUAUCCGACCUGCCAUCCACAGUCGCGCAAACGCCAUCGGACCGUCCAUACGUUAACCGAGACAUCGUCUUCAAAGGCGUGACGAAGACAGUUUCCCCGAGGGCCACGAAUCUCCUCGAUAAUGACGACUUCGAUGACGACGCAUCGAGCUUGCGGAAGGAUCUGGCCGAAUCCGGGCUCGAGAAUCCAGCAGAACCAUCUCGUAACCCUCGAACAACCGAGUCAGGCGUGCCAUUCGCUGGAGAAUCGACCGGUCUCGGCUUGGAAGUUGCAGAACAACCGAGUUUAUCCCCCGGGAGUCGUCGCGCCGCGAUAAAGGACACAUCCAGGCUCUACCACGCGACGCAGAGACGCGGUGUAGCGGCCUGGGACCGUAAAACGACAACAGAAGGAACAAUUAGAGGAGGAAGCGAGAGCUUGGACCAUGGACAUCCGUAUUACGGUCACGUCGGGCUGGUUUCGCGCGAUUACGACUCGUUGACGACUUCUGGAAGGCAGGCUAGGGACGUGGGACGACGACGAGGCACCAGGGAUCCCAGGGGCGAAACAGGAACAUCCGAUAAGGGGAGUGGUUCGGUAGCUAAGAGUAGUUGGCAAGGGGAUGUCGCUUCGUCGAAGAGUUCGAUAGACCAUGUCAAAGAAGAGAGGACCGAGGAACGAUACCUGACAGGCUACUCUGUUCUUUCUGUCCCCUUUAAUCGAGGACUAAGUGGAAAGUCAAAGACAAAGUCCAAGUCCAAGUCGGACAAGUUAAUCGCAGCUGGAAGGUCCAAGGAUAGACGAGCUAGCAGGUCCGUGUAUAAUCGGAUGAGCGACAGAAGCAGGCUCGAGAGAUCGACCCAAAGCUCUAGGAAGAAGCUGAACAAGUCGAGGAUAUCUGAUCGUGGAGACGCGAUCGAUCUUGAGACUUGGUUUUUCUCACGCGAUUCGAAACUGUCUAACGAUGGUCCUCGGAAGACCAGACUCGAUUCCGAGGGGUCCCAACGUGGGAGCUAUAAUUCCUCGGGGGUCGAAAGCUCGCGACACGGCGCGCCGAGUCAUAACUCAACCCCGGUGAGACGAGAGGCGGAGAACGCGCGAGAAUUAAAUGGAAUCUCUUUGAAACGGAGAUCAACGACACGAGACGAUGAUCUGGAAGACAAAGGGGCCAGACACUCCUCUCCGGCUCCAGGAGAGGACGAUUUCACUGUACCCAGCGACGCUGUUGCUUCCGAUUCGACGAGCAGAGAAGAAGCUUCAUGGGACGUUAACCUUCGCGAGACAUCGAACAGUCCUUUGGCUAAUAAGACGGCCAGUCGUGUGGAAAAUAUCGACGAGGAAUUAGAGCUCAGUUUGCCUCGAAACAACCUCACAGAUGGAGACAACGCGAAGCCAGUCGCGAGUGCUUUCGCAUUCAACAACGAAUCCGAUUCGACGAUCAGAAACGAAAGCUCUAUCGAUAAAAUAGGUCUGAACGAGGCACGGAAUAACGAGACAUCCUUAACGAACCCGUCAGUCGCGAUUAAUCCGCGAUUGAAUCCGAACAACGCGAAAUUGAAUAACGAAUCUGUCUCCGGGGUAAUGGAUGAAAUGGAAUCAGACGCGUCAUGGGCGGAGAUUGACGAGAUGCAAGGAGCGAUUAAUACGACGUGGGAAGAAACGUCUGCUCCAAGUAACGCGACAGAGGAGCCUGAGAAAGCCACGGGGAAUUCCCUGCGUGACUCGAUUGCGGCUCAGAGGAAUGCCACGUAUCUAAGACGCGAUAUCAACAGUCUAGCCGAAGGCAGCUCUGUCUCCAAGAGCAAUGGCCUCUUUCAAUUCGACGAAAGGAAUGCUAACGAUCCUCUCAGAAACUCGUCAACGAUGGAACAAGGACGAAAGACUCCCGGGAAUCCUAACGGGGACACACAGCCAGAGCAAUCGACCGUGUACAACGAGGAACAGUCGAAAUGGAGGCUUCCUCUGAUAUCAUUCCAAGCACCAAACGUAUCCGAAAGCGUGGCAGCUGGACAAAAACGAAGAAAUCGUGAGAAGAUAGCGAACGAAGCUAGCCCCCUGUCAGCCAGUCCCGAAUCUUCGGAUCCAACCGAGGAUAGCGAAGCUAAAAAGUACAGGAGACCGUUUAAUCGCUCCCUAAUCGAACCGAAAGACGGAAAUCCUGUUAAUCCGAGACCCAUGGAGCCGUUGAACCAGAAUACCGGGACGAGUGCCAACAAAAUUAGGGCUAAUGGACCGAUCACGGGAUCUUCCGUGAAAAAUGAGAGACAUAGGAACAGCUCACUGCAUGAUCGAACGACGGACACGACUAAUCCUGCCAGAGAGGGCAAAAAGAGUAGCAAUGAUCCCCAGAAUCCGGCAUCAAAAAGGCUCGUCUCUUCGGGACCUGUGACUAGCACGGUCAACAAUCGUCCAUCGAGAGAACGGAAGUCCAGGUCGUCGAGUGUUGGAAAUUCUACGCCGGCGAAUCCGGAACGUGAUUCCACUAGCGAUUCUACGAGCACCGGGAAUUCUGCGGUGAGUGAAACUUCCACGUCAAUGGGGAACAAAGACGAGGUCCGCCAAAGUGUCGUACCGUCCCUGAAGAUCGAUUUGUCGCCACCAAAGGUCAGCCAGGGUAUCCUCGAAUCUGCAGGAGUCACGCUGAAUGGUUCGUGGAAAUUUGUCUCGGUUGCUCGCGAUCGAUCCACCGUAUCGGUCUGGACGGAGCAAGCUACGGUGGACCCUGCUGAUGAUUCUCUUGUUACGACUGAGAUCGCCAUCUUGUCGACGGAUCUUGUCGAUCAAUUUCCGAACGAAACGUCGACUGUGCCGUUAAUUAACGACGACGAGCAGGCAUUCGCUUUUGAUACUGUUGUUACAUCCACGAAGACCACCGACGAAGGUCUCGUUGUGACCAUCGAUGACAUGUCUUCGCGCGACGCGGAUAACUCCUCGCGCGAACUCGAGCCUCCGAAUCAAUGGCCGGUUAAGCACAGCGCGGUGGUGGAAGGUGAUCUAGUGUUGGGUGGACUGAUGAUGGUGCACGAGAGAGAAGACACGAUCACCUGCGGCCCAGUGAUGCCACAGGGUGGUGUCCAAGCGCUCGAGGCGAUGUUGUACACGUUGGACAGGCUCAACGAUCGUGAGAUCGUGCCCGGUGUCAAGAUCGGUGCCCAUAUACUCGACGACUGCGACAAAGACACGUACGGCCUGGAAAUGGCCGUGGAUUUCAUCAAAGGUACGUGCGUUUAUCAGAUCUCCGGCUGA